Branchiostoma floridae (Florida lancelet) is the source of this 962-nucleotide messenger RNA. RefSeq names its product lysozyme g-like. NCBI's taxonomy places the organism in Eukaryota, Metazoa, Chordata, Leptocardii, Amphioxiformes, Branchiostomatidae. The transcript has 8 exons. Gene Ontology annotation, molecular function: lysozyme activity. The record is from RefSeq and is a predicted model, not a curated record. Bases 71 to 874 code for a protein of 267 amino acids. Gene Ontology annotation, cellular component: extracellular region. Gene Ontology annotation, biological process: defense response to Gram-positive bacterium; peptidoglycan catabolic process.
CGGGACCAGCAGGAGUUAGUGAGCCUCUCUACCUGAAGCAUCACAGAACGCGAGCAAGUCCAUAGACAAGAUGCUGUUCCUCGUCAUUUUGGCCGUUGCGGGAGUCGCUACUGCAGAUGACUGGCAGUGCACUACCAGUCUCGGGGGUAACCAACAGUUCGGCCAGUGCGCGCACGUGGACAGCUGUCCGUACAGCUACUACGUCUCGAACAAGUGCCCCAGCUACGGAAAUGACAUCAAGUGCUGCUACAACUGUCACCUGGGCGGAUGUUCUACCUCCGGUGGCGGUUCAACAGGAGGUACCUCUGGAACUGGAAGCGGAAGCUACGGAAACGUUAUGGAAAUAGACACUACCGGAGCCAGCUCGCAGACAGCCAGCCAGGACAACAUCUGGUACUCUGGUACCAGUGCCUCCCACCAGUUGGCCAGUAACGACCUGUCCCGCCUGAACAACUACAAGACCCAGAUUUUUGAGGCCGCCAACGCCAGGAACAUGGACGCCGCCGUCAUCGCCGCCAUCAUCAGCCGCGAGUCUCGCGCAGGCGCAGCACUGGCCUCCGACGGAACAGGGGAUCAUGGGAACGGCUACGGGCUCAUGCAGGUGGACAUCCGUUACCACACCCCUCAGGGCGGUCCCUACAGCACGACUCACAUGAAGCAGGGAACCCAGAUCCUCAUCGACACCAUCAACUGCGUCAAGCGCAACCACCCUGACUGGACCCUCAACAUGGCCCUCAAGGGCGGAAUUUCCGGAUACAAUGCCGGGUGCGGUAACGUGCAGACGUACGCCGGGAUGGACGGUGGCACCACCGGAGAAGAUUACGCCAACGACGUCGUCGCGCGCGCCCAGUGGCUGAAGGGACAAGGCUUCUAGCUUUUAGGCGUCAAGAACAUCAAAUAGACCGGCAACUCAUGAAAGGGAGAUGAUUGAAUGAUGAAAUAAAUUCAUUAUCUGAAGAUGA